GGUCAGGCCAGGCCGGAUGGGCGCGCCUGCGCAUGCGCGCCGCGGAGCGAAACGGAGGCGGGAUGGCGGCCCCAGCGCUGCCGACCCCGCGGUACGAUCACGUGGGGCCGGACGGGCCCUUCGGCGAUGUGUACGAGCCGGCCGAGGACACCUUCCUGCUGCUGGAUGCCUUGGAGCAGGACGCGGAUCGGCUGCGGGAGGCUCGAGUUGAGAUCUGCCUUGAAAUAGGAUGUGGAUCUGGUGUGGUUUCAACUUUUCUAGCUUCUUCCAUUAUUGGAUCCAGUGCACUGUACAUAUGUACAGAUAUCAACCCGGUGGCAGCUUACUGUACACUGGAGACAGCUCUGCUUAACAACGUUCACCUUCAGCCAGUCAUUACUGACCUGGUGGAAAGCCAUGGUAUAGAGGCAUCCUGGGCUGGCGGUAAAAAGGGCAGAGAAGUAAUGGAUAGAGUUUUUCCAUUAGUACCAGACCUACUUUCAGCAGGAGGAUUAUUCUACUUGGUCACAAUUAAAGAAAAUCAUCCAGAUGAAAUUCUGGAAACAAUGAAGAAAUGUGGCUUAGAAGGCACACGGGUACUUUCCAGGCAAGCAGGACAAGAGAUGCUUACUAUCCUCAAAUUCAAGAAGUCUUGAUAACUGUUCUUAACCUUCCAGAUACUAGCCACGGAGAAAGUUGAACACAGAGUUGUCAAAUGAAUUGUUAAUCCAGGAUUUUCACCCUCUUAAGGUGUAUCCUCUGAUCAAGACUCUGUAUUUAUUUUUAUUCUGGAUGUUAACCCGCUGUUACCUGCUGUCAGAGGUGCUGUUGUCCUCUGACUAUCCACAGGACUGUUGAGGGGGAACUGUGAAAUGCCACACCUUGUUGCAUUCGCACUUAAGCACUGAAGACUUUUUCUUCUAUAAACAGGUAUUUGUAUAUUUUUUUUCAUUGUGGCUUAUUAAAAUGAGGUACUUGAUAUAAUUCAUCUGUUUUAAGAGAUAGUCUAUACCUGUACAGAGUUUAAAUGAAUAUUUGGAAGCAGUGUUACCAUUUGAGGUAUUUUUACCACAAUGGAAUGAGCAGCUGCUUUUGACUGAUACAGGUCAAAAGUCAACUUACAGUGCUCUGGCAUAAAAGUUGUUCCUUAUACCAUUCUGAAGAAGACACAAAAAGGACUGGAUAAUAGGGAGCGUGCAGUCUGACAUAUCCUAAGAGUCACCAUUCCCCAGCUUAGAAGACUACUGAAGAGCAACACUGCAAUUCAACAACUCAAACACAGCUAAUACAUCCCUUUGAGUAACUUUUCUGUCAAAUUGUUUUUAUAAACAUAAGCAUGAAUGUGAACACAAACACGCAGCAGGAGGAUUUAGCGGGAAGACUCAGUCAGUGUUGAGGAUGCUACUCAACAUUGAUGCUAUAGACAAGAAAUUCUAGUACUUAAAACUACUGAGUCUAAAAAAAUGUGUUUGACCAAAGUGAGGCAAGACUCAGGACUUUGUUGAUUCUUCCCUUUGGAAUAACUGCUCCCCCAGACCCCUGGGCACUGCUCUGUCAGCAAGUACCAGUGUCAAAAGACAUGCUUGCUGCUGCUUCGCAAGUGCCCACACUUCUUUGUUUUAGCAGAACCAAGAUGAGCUCUCCACAACUGUGUUCCAAGUAGACAGUUUGCAAGUUAGUGCCUGGUGGAAGAGUUUAAGAUGUCUCCUUACAAUUAAUACCUGGUUAACCACAACUAGUCUUCAAAUCAGUUACUGAACUUGCAAAUAAAUCGCUUAGAACAACCA
Molecule: messenger RNA, 1766 nt
Organism: Columba livia (rock pigeon)
Lineage: Eukaryota; Metazoa; Chordata; Aves; Columbiformes; Columbidae
Gene: HEMK2
Product: N-6 adenine-specific DNA methyltransferase 1
Exons: 5
Coding region: 33-635 (200 amino acids)
Biological process (GO): methylation
Cellular component (GO): eRF1 methyltransferase complex
Molecular function (GO): protein methyltransferase activity; nucleic acid binding; S-adenosylmethionine-dependent methyltransferase activity
Source: RefSeq, a predicted model, not a curated record